Molecule: messenger RNA, 2810 nt
Organism: Apis cerana (Asiatic honeybee)
Lineage: Eukaryota; Metazoa; Arthropoda; Insecta; Hymenoptera; Apidae
Source: RefSeq, a predicted model, not a curated record
UGUUCUUUACUCCCGUCGACUGUUCGCCACACCGGCAUCGUUUCUCCUUCUCGAGUUUCAACGCAUGGCAAAACGAAUUCCACUUUCCAUCCGAAAAGAAAUUAAAAGAAAUAUUAUUUGCCAUAUUCGAAAAUUUAUCAAGAAAAAAAUAUAGAAAAAGAAGAGGAAAGGGAUGAACGAAUCAAGAUGGAAAAAUUAUCGAAUAUUAUUCACAAAGGUACAAUCAAUCCCGUUCGUUUGAUUUUACUAUAUCUAGCCAUUCUUUGCUGGGUCAAAUCAACAUUUGCGGAAAAGAAGUUACAUGGAACUCCUAUGCACAAGGUGGAACUCACUCAGAGGGGAUACAUUCAGUUUCUACGCUGGGAAUUACCCGUACCAAAAUUAACCGAAUUCACUUUCUGCCUGUGGAUGGAAUCCUACGACCUGACCCAUCCUCAUCCGAUAUUUUCGUACUCGAAGCACGAGCGAGAACGGCUUGUACGAUCGUGGAUAGCGCCGCACGGGAGGAGUGUUCACCUUGAGAUCGGGGGCAAUAACGUAUUCGCCGCAAGUAUCGACAUUCUAGAGAAUCGAUGGUACCAUUUGUGCGUGAGCUGGGAGAAUCAGGCUGGUCGUUACGGCCUCUGGAUCAAUGGUCAGCUUUGGGCUCAAGGUCGCUCUUACGAGACGAUAGAGCACACGAUCCCAAGCGGAGGAGACAUCGUGGUGGGUCAAGAGUACACCGACUUCGACAAAGGGCUCGACGACGGGAUCGAGGGAUCGAUCCUUGGCUUCAAUCUGCUCUUGUCCUCCGCUUUCGACACCCUGGACGAUUACCGGCAGCGAUUCGAGGCCUCCCACGAUUCGAUUCAAGUGUCUCGCGCCGCCUCGAGUUACGCCACGGUGGUGGCUCCGCUUUUUGCCGGGAUUCCAACGAAACUGAUGCAACGCGGCAUCGAUUACGGGACUCCAGCGAGAACGAGGGCACCGUACACGCUGCCGCCGACUUCUAAUCAACAUGGGGGACGACGACGAUACGCCGAGGACGCGACGUCUUUGCCGCUCGUCGGAACGGAAUUGAUCGUCUCUCCAGACGUGAUCCAGAGGAGGAUGGAGGUAUCCAAGUGGAAAGAGCAAUCUCUCGGGCUGCAAUUAGUGAAACUGUCGUACGUACGCUGCGAGAUCGGCAGGGGAAGCCCGUUCAUAGGCGGAUCGUUGAUGCUGAUCUCGUGGACCAGAACGCCCGUGCGUAUUUUCGGUGGGGCCGUUCUGAAGAACGUCAACAGCGACUGUGGCAACUUCUCGAUUGUGAAGAUCGCCUCGAGGCAGGACUAAGAUAUUGUUUACGCGCCACCAAAUCUGAUAAGAAUUUUUGUGAAUUAAUAAUACGUAGAUUUUUAAUUCGGAGGAGAAAGCGCGUUUUUUUUUGAUCGAUAAUUAAAUUGAAUUGGAGUUUAGUUAGUAAAAUUUUUUUUUAUUAGAUUGUUAUACGUAUGUAUAGUUUAAACGAUUGGACCAGGCGUAUCUCCGUGGACCUUUAUUGGAAUUUCGCGAGAGAAACGUGAGGAUACGGGUCGUUACGACAUGCAUAGAAAUCGGAUAGAAAUCGGAAAGUGACGAGCGGGGCCUUUCCUUCGAUGGAUGAACAUUCGUUGCGUUACGAAUGUAGGAUUAACAAAUUGGAGCGAAUUAUUAUGAAAGUGCGAUGUUAGGAUAAGAUCUAAUGGUAUUUAUAAUGGUUUUUAUAAUUACGGAUAUUUUAUAUAUUGUUUUAUAUAAAUUAUAAAUAGCAAUCUCUGCAAACAUACAUGACACAUUCCUCUCUCCAGGAACUAAAACCGGAUAAGCUUCUUUUAUUUAAUUAUUCUCCGUUUAUUUCAUACUUUUACUCGCAUUAGACAAAAUAUUGUAGAUAUCCUAAAACAAGUUCCUUUAUAUUCAAUCACAAAAUUAAAUACUUAACUUUCUGCGAAAAUAUUUAUUAAAUUAUUUCUUAUCAAUAUAUCAUUUUUAUUGAAGACCAUUAAUAAAAUAAAAAAUUCAAAUAUAUAUUAAAAUGAUUGAUAGAGUAAAAAUUAUUUGAAUAUGUAUUUUAUAAGACUAACGGAGAUGAGAUAACUAAGAAUGGCGCCAAGAGUCAAUUCGGUUAUUUUCGACUAAGCUCGGUAAAUUAGUCGAAGAUGACCGAACAUGACCGAAGAUGAUCGAUUUUAUACGAAGAUUCCGGCUGCCUCGAAAGUUUUAUUAAAUUCAUAAGACGCCGAAGUACUCGAAUACUUUUUAUUCGAUCGAUCAGUCGGAUUGUUUGAAAUAAUAAUCUUGAUUUUCACGGUAUACGAUAUAUAAAUACGAUUCAUAUGAUAUAAAUAUAAAAUUGUUUUCAAUGAGUCUCGAGAUCGUACAUUAAAUAACGAUUAGAUAAUCCUAUUAGCAGCUAUUUGUUGAUGAAAGACAUCGCCAUUGUUUCGAUUCUCAUUUAAUAGUUUAAGAUAAAAUCUAAGCAUACCGGCACGAAGUGCAACAACUUGCCGCAAUCUUGAAAAAACUCGAGAGAACAAACGCGUUACAAAACCGAGGAUAGAUCGAUAAACCGAGACGAGGUAAAAAAAAAAAAAAAAGGUUAGAAUAACUUUUUACGCACAACAUGAAACUUAUGUCAAGAAUGAUAGCCAUCGAAAUGCGGAUAAACAUACCAAAUGCAUGUACAAAAAAAAAUUGACAUUUUUUUCCUGGAUUUCUUUUCUUAAUUCUUUCGAGAAAAAUGUAUUCUUAUGUAAUUUCCUUUUGCUUAUUUUCUUAAUAUCAAAUUAACAAAACCUAUUUAAACAGAA